AUGCAACAGAAAAAAUCAGAUUCUCUACCGAUCACAGUGAAUCAGGAAGAGAUGAAGAGUAAUCCAAACACCGAUAGCAGCUUAACCAGAGAACCAACAGAAGAGACCAAGCUAAAACACAAACGAAAAUACAAAGAAACAUGUAAGAAAUUGUUAGAUUUUCUUAAUAGCAGGAAACGUGGUAAAAAAAACAGAAUUCCGAAAAGAAAAUGA
This is a messenger RNA of Enterospora canceri, 213 nucleotides long. Lineage: Eukaryota; Fungi; Microsporidia; Enterocytozoonidae. The record is from the annotation of a GenBank genome assembly.